AUGACAAAUUUGUCAGCGAUUCAAACAGCUCCAGAAGUCGGAAGUUGGGCCGAGGCUGUAGAGCAAGAAAAUCAAACUCAAGUCGAGGAAAGCGAGGAUGGCACCCGCACAGAGACCGCUUUCACCGUGGAAGACGGAGUUCGCUACAAAGUCGUCACCCAAUUCAAAGUCAUCAAUAAACGAGUGCCAAAAGUGGUGGCGGAGCGCAAGAAGUGGGUGAAAUUCGGUGCUUGUGAGGGUGAAGCUCCGGGACCACAUGUUGCCACAACUUAUGUUGCUGAAGAGGUCGAAAUGCAAUUUACCAGAAAUCGCGCCGGCGAACAGAUUUUGGAUGUUCAAGAGGAUAAACAGACUGUAAGCUUUUGAAAAAUCUCAUUUUUGGAAUCAAAAUUUUACCCAAAAACCAAAAUUUCUCCAGGCCAAAACCACAUCCCGUGAACAUUGUCGUCAUUGCAAAGGAAACGACCAUUGGUCCACUCAUUGUCCAUACAAAGUUAUGUAUCAAUUGGACGAGGAAGCGGACGCGGAAAAAGACGCGGAUAAAGAUCGAAAUGCGUUGGGACUUCGAGCCGACGGCCGACAAAUCGAUCGGAAUCGAAGCGAUGAGAAUACUUGUCGGGUUACGAAUUUGCCGCAGGAUAUGGAUGAGACUGAAUUGAGAGAGGUUUUCGGAAGAAUUGGACGGAUUACUGUGAGUUUUUUGAUGGGGAAAAGGGGGAAAAUAUCGAUUUUUCAUGAAAAUUUGAUAGAAAUUGUGAUUUCUCCCAAAAAUAUGGAUAAAAUCCCAUUUUUGCAGAGAAUCUUCAUCGCUCGCGACAAAAUCAACAAUUUGCCAAAAGGAUUCGCCUUUGUCACCUACGAAUCCAGAGAUGUGAGUUGUUUUCAGACAAAAAUACAAUUUGGGCUGAAAAAAUUGUGAAAUUUCGAUCUAGAAAUUGAUUUUUCUGUCAAAAUUUGAAUUUUGAGCCCAGACUCAAUACUGACGCAUUUCUAGUAGGCUUUGAAAGAAUCUCUAUGAGAAAUGCACCAAAAUGAGUCUGAACUCAAUACUGACGCAUUUUUAGUAGGCUCCGAAAGAAGCGCUGUAAGAAAUGUUUCAAAAUGAGUCCGAACUCAAUACUGACGUGUUUCUAGUAGGCCACAAACUUCACGUCAGUUAAUCUCAAUGCUGACGCUGAAUUUGUAGCCUUCAAAAUCCUCACCAAAAAUUCAAAAUUGAAUUUCAGGACGCUGCUCGAGCCAUCGCCGAACUCAACGACAUUCGAAUGUAUCACAUGGUUCUCAAAGUCGAAUGGACUCGUCCGAGCAACGCCUAA
Molecule: messenger RNA, 1316 nt
Organism: Caenorhabditis angaria
Lineage: Eukaryota; Metazoa; Nematoda; Chromadorea; Rhabditida; Rhabditidae
Source: the annotation of a GenBank genome assembly